This is a messenger RNA of Penicillium vulpinum, 1116 nucleotides long. Its product is annotated as transcription initiation factor IIA large subunit. NCBI's taxonomy places the organism in Eukaryota, Fungi, Ascomycota, Eurotiomycetes, Eurotiales, Aspergillaceae. The record is from RefSeq and is a predicted model, not a curated record. The transcript is spliced from 4 exons. Gene Ontology annotation, biological process: transcription by RNA polymerase II; transcription initiation at RNA polymerase II promoter. The coding region runs from base 1 to 1116 and encodes 371 amino acids. Gene Ontology annotation, cellular component: transcription factor TFIIA complex.
AUGUCCAACCAGCAAGUGGGUGCGGUUUUCGAGAAGGUCAUCCAGGAGGUCUGUGAUGCCUCCCAGGUCGACUUUGAGGAAAGCGGUGUCGAUCAGCAGACCCUUCAUGAUCUGCGCGAGACCUGGCAACACAAGCUUUCUUCUGUGAACGUCGCUCAUUUCCCUUGGGAUCCUGUCCCUCAGCCUGCUCAACAGCACUCUGUUCCCCUCCCCACAGCUACUGUCCCCUCCAAUGCUCCGCGACAACCUCCCCAGCAGCAAUAUGUGCCCUCACCUGUUCCAAUUCCUCAAGCUGCGCCCUCGCACCCCAUGCCCAUGGGGGGUCCUCGCAUUAAGACCGAGCCAGGAUCUAAUGGCCAACCCGGAAUGCCGCACAUGACCACACCCAUGCCUCCGCAUGGUCUAAACCCUCAGUCGGCUCGCGACCGUGCCGCAAAUGCGCUUCAGCAGAAAUACGGCGCCGCAGCCGCGAACUCUGUCCACCAAAUGCAAGCCCAGGCACAUGCUGGACAAGGAUAUCAGCAGAUGCACCCCAAUGCCCACGGGCAAAUGCCACCAAUCAAACAAGAACAGAACUACCCACACAUGGGUCCUGGACAGACUGAUGGUGGAGGUGACGACCCAUUGACUGACUGGAAGGCAGAGGUAGCCCGCCGCAGAGCAGCUGCCGAGAGUGGAGAAGGUGAUCGACUUCUGCGUGAGCAUCUCAAGCAGCGCAUGUCUCAGUAUGAGGGCGGAGGUCUUCUUCGUCCCUUGGGAGAGCAUGAGUCCUCUUCCAAGGUCGCUCGCCGUGUAGCUCUCACCGCGCCUCUCAGUCAAAACACUAACGCCGAGUCAAGUUCAUCUGCCCCUCGCGUCACUGGCCAGUAUGAUGGCGCAGAAGACGAUGUCAAGGAGGAAGAUGAAGACGCCAUCAAUUCGGACCUGGAUGAUCCAGAUGACCUUGUUGCUGAUGACCAUGACGCAGAUGAAUCAGAGGGCCAGGUCAUGCUUUGCACAUACGACAAGGUCCAGCGCGUGAAGAACAAGUGGAAGUGCACGUUGAAGGAUGGCAUCCUGACCACUGGUGGCAAAGAAUACGUCUUCCACAAGGGCCAAGGUGAAUUCGAAUGGUAG